This is a messenger RNA of Gregarina niphandrodes, 1551 nucleotides long. Its product is annotated as glycerate kinase. Lineage: Eukaryota; Apicomplexa; Conoidasida; Eugregarinorida; Gregarinidae. The transcript is spliced from 2 exons. The record is from RefSeq and is a predicted model, not a curated record. Gene Ontology annotation, molecular function: glycerate kinase activity. The coding region runs from base 1 to 1551 and encodes 516 amino acids.
AUGUUGCGUAGACACAUAACUUCGGAUGGAGGACGCAUCUUGAUGCGUCGGUUGCAGUUUCUGCAUGACGAGAUCGACGAAGAUUUGGACGUGUACCAGUUUAAUGAUGGGAAGGAGGUGUUAUUGGAGCGUUGUGAGUCGCCGCAUUUGCCGGAGGGUCCUAGUCCACGACGUCAGCGUGGGGUGGUGGACUUCAGUGGUCAGCCGAGCAAGGGGCGUCCGAGCCCGUCGAUUAGUUACCGGCCGGGGAAAAGUUUCAAGUCGAGUCCAGAUAAAGCAUCAAGUCCGGGGGCGGCAAGUACCCAGGCGGACGAGGCGGCGGCGGCAGAGAAAGCGGCAGCAGCUGAGGCUGCUGCUUUCUCUCCACGUAAGAGAAUGAACAAAGGUUUGGUUGAUCAGUUCCUAGGUAAAUGCUCUGGUAAGUGUGAUCUCAAGGUGGUGGUUGCCAUGGGUCAUUGGAGUAAAGAAAUAGACUCGCAUGAGGCGAAUUGCAUUGUCGUGGAUACGCUGAAGGAGAAUGGUGUUAACGACAUCUACUGUCUGCCCAUGUCUUGUGGCAGUCGCGGGUUCAUCAAUAGUUUCCGCGCUCUAUACUACGGUCAAGAUUACGACAUCAUCGACCUCGAUGUUCGAUCACCGGGCAACGAUAAGGUCAUGAACACUGUUCCAAUGCUUAUCAACCGCACGAAUAAUACGGCAGUCAUCGAAGCUGAAAGUAUUAUCGGUCAACACCUGCUUAGCACACCGUUACAAGGAAAUAGCUAUGGCUUAGGCCAGGCCCUUCGCGAAGCCGCCGAGAUGGGCUUCAGAACAAUCUACGUAGGUCUACCCGCCCAAGCCGCUUGUAUCGAUGGCGGCAUCGGAAUGGCCCAGGCACUUAGCGUCGAUUUUUACGACGUCGACGGAAAUGAACUUCCACAUGAAGGCAACGUCGCUGACCGCGUAGCAUCACUCAGCCUAGACCAUAUUGAUAAUGUCAUGUCCGACUGCAAAAUCAUUGUCGCUUGCGAAAGCACACUACCCAUACAUGGCGAAUCCAACAGCCUUAACUCCCUACCGGCGUCGCAACGCGACGUAGCCAUACAAAACAUGAACUCAUUGGUUGAAGUUGUCGGGCGCGUGUGCAAUAAUAGAAGUGCGUGCAUACAGCCAGGUUCUGGCUGUGGUGGUGGAGCGGCGUACAUGUUGUCGGUACUACUGGACACGGAGCUUAAGUCUGGUUUGGCGGUGGUAGUUGACGACGAGUUUGAGUCGCAAAUCGCGAAAGUUGACCUGCUCAUAACUGGGGCAUACAAUGUCGAUGUUAGGAACGUUGGAGAUAUUCCUGUCGAGCUAUCAAGGAUGGCGCAAAAGUACAACACUAAGACUGUUGUAUAUACAGCCCAAAACUCAAGUGGUGUCGCUGAUGCUCCUGAUGUUGGAAUGAGUUGCAUUGUACCCAUUCCAGAAGGUAAUCAGAUUACAACCGACCAAGAUAUCUGUAACCUAUUGGCGAAGCAGGUAACUAGAACAGUGAAGAUGUUGCGAAUUGGCAACGAGGUUAAACUCUGA